Molecule: messenger RNA, 2187 nt
Organism: Candida dubliniensis CD36
Lineage: Eukaryota; Fungi; Ascomycota; Pichiomycetes; Serinales; Debaryomycetaceae
Gene: ERG7
Product: lanosterol synthase
Exons: 1
Coding region: 1-2187 (728 amino acids)
Biological process (GO): ergosterol biosynthetic process; triterpenoid biosynthetic process
Cellular component (GO): lipid droplet
Molecular function (GO): lanosterol synthase activity
Source: RefSeq, a predicted model, not a curated record
AUGUAUUAUUCAGAGGAAAUUGGUCUUCCUAGAACUGAUAUUUCAAGAUGGAGGUUACGAACUGAUGAUCUUGGUAGAGAAACAUGGCACUAUCUAUCACAAUCUGAAUGUGAAAACGAACCACAAUCAACAUUUGUUCAAUGGUUAUUGGGGUCACCAGAUUUCCCAUCUCCAUCAUCGUCAGAUAGUCACACUCCAGGCGAGGCAGCAAAAAAGGGUGCUGACUUUUUGAAACUAUUGCAAUUGGAUAAUGGCAUCUUCCCCUGCCAGUACAAGGGCCCAAUGUUUAUGACUAUUGGCUAUGUCGCUGCUAACUACUAUAGCAAGACUGCGAUCCCUGAACCGUAUAGAAUUGAAAUGAUACGUUAUAUUGUUAACACUGCCCAUCCAGUCGAUGGUGGUUGGGGACUUCACUCGGUAGAUAAAUCUACUUGUUUUGGAACAACCAUGAACUACGUAUGUCUUCGGUUAUUAGGAAUGGAAAAGGAUCAUCCAGUUUUGGUUAAGGCAAGAAAAACAUUACACCGUUUGGGCGGUGCCAUCAAGAAUCCACAUUGGGGUAAAGCCUGGCUUUCUAUUUUGAAUUUAUAUGAAUGGGAGGGUGUAAAUCCAGCUCCGCCAGAACUAUGGCGAUUACCUUACUGGUUGCCCAUCCAUCCUGCAAAAUGGUGGGUGCAUACAAGGGCUAUUUAUUUGCCGUUGGGAUAUGCUUCUGCAAACAAAGUUCAAUGCGAACUUGAUCCUCUUUUACAAGAAAUCAGAAAUGAGAUUUACGUUCCAAGCCAAUUACCUUAUGAGUCAAUCAAAUUUGGUAACCAAAGAAAUAAUGUUUGUGGUGUUGAUUUGUAUUACCCACAUACAAGAAUUCUCGAUUUUGCAAAUUCUGUAUUGAGCAAAUGGGAAGCUGUUAGACCAAAGUGGUUGUUGAAUUGGGUUAACACCAAAGUUUAUGACUUGAUUGUGAAGGAGUAUCAGAAUACAGAGUACUUGUGUAUUGCUCCUGUGAGUUUUGCCUUUAAUAUGGUUGUGACCUGCCAUUAUGAAGGUUCUGAAUCAGAGAACUUUAAAAAACUCCAAAGCAGAAUGAAUGAUGUUUUGUUUCAUGGACCUCAGGGGAUGACUGUUAUGGGGACUAAUGGUGUACAAGUUUGGGAUGCUGCUUUUAUGGUGCAGUACUUUUUCAUGACGGGCCUCGUUGACGACCCGAAGUAUCACGAUAUGAUUAGAAAGAGUUAUCUAUUUUUAGUGAGAUCCCAAUUUACAGAAAACUGUGUCGAGGGAAGUUUCAGAGAUAGACGUAAAGGUGCUUGGCCAUUUAGUACAAGGGAGCAAGGGUACACUGUAAGUGACUGUACUGCAGAAGCAAUGAAAGCUAUCAUCAUGGUCAGAAAUCAUGAAAGUUUUGCUGACCUCAGAGACGAAAUAAAAGAUGAAAACUUGUUUGACGCCGUUGAAGUUUUGUUGCAGAUUCAAAAUGUGGGAGAAUGGGAAUAUGGUUCAUUCUCAACAUAUGAAGGUAUAAAAGCCCCUUUGUUACUAGAGAAAUUGAAUCCUGCUGAGGUCUUUAAUAAUAUUAUGGUAGAAUACCCAUACGUGGAAUGUACUGACUCUUCAGUUUUGGGGCUUACUUACUUUGCAAAAUAUUACCCUGACUAUAAGUCGGAAUUGAUUCAGAAAACUAUUUCGUCAGCCAUUCAAUAUAUUAUUGAUUCACAAGAUAACAUUGAUGGUUCUUGGUAUGGAUGUUGGGGAAUCUGCUAUACUUAUGCUUCGAUGUUUGCAUUGGAAGCUUUGCAUACAGUUGGUCUUGAUUAUGAAUCCUCUUCGGCUGUGAAAAAAGGGUGUGAUUUUCUUAUUUCAAAACAACUUCCAGAUGGUGGAUGGUCAGAAUCUAUGAAAGGCUGUGAAACACACUCGUAUGUUAAUGGUGAAAAUUCCCUUGUUGUUCAAUCUGCAUGGGCUUUAAUAGGGUUGAUAUUGGGAAACUAUCCGGAUGAAGAGCCAAUCAAGAAGGGGAUUCAAUUUUUGAUGAAACGACAAUUACUGACCGGUGAAUGGAAAUAUGAAGAUAUUGAAGGUGUAUUUAAUCACAGUUGUGCAAUAGAGUAUCCUUCAUAUAGAUUUUUAUUUCCAAUUAAGGCGUUGGGUUUAUAUAAAAACAAGUAUGGAGAUAAAGUAUUAGUUUAA